Molecule: messenger RNA, 5815 nt
Organism: Centrocercus urophasianus (Greater sage-grouse)
Lineage: Eukaryota; Metazoa; Chordata; Aves; Galliformes; Phasianidae
Gene: KLHDC7A
Product: kelch domain containing 7A
Exons: 2
Coding region: 516-2906 (796 amino acids)
Molecular function (GO): protein binding
Source: RefSeq, a predicted model, not a curated record
AGGGCUGCUUACAAAGGCACAUGUAAUUCAUGUUCCCUGCAUAAGGAGCCCUCUAGGCAGAUCUUAGUGCUGAUUAACAGUCACAGCAGCAAGAGAUGAGAAACCCCAGGGUCACAUCUGUAUACAGGUGGAUGGACUCUGAAUGACACAUACAGCCAAUUAGCCAAGCCCCAAAAUGCACCCUGGCCUCAAUGCACACACAAAUACAGAACAGUCUUGAAAAACAGAGUACUGCACAAAGCAGAGUGGUACUGCAGCCUUGAGCUCAUGAUUGAUGAAACCUGGUUCCACGAGACUGCAGUGGUGCCUCAGUUUCCCCAUCUCUCAGCACUAUUAAAUAGUAAAAAGCAAUGGAGCGAAGCAGAAGUGGCAGGAUGCAUGGAGGACAUACAUUCCAUCCCAUCAGGUUUGUGCUUCCUUAUGUUAUCCCAGAGUCUCUUUGUUUGCCAAGCUCUGUGUCACAGCUCCCUGCUAGUGACACUUGAGCCCUCCCUGUCCCACCUUGCUCAAAUACGAUGAGCUCCUAUGCAAACCUCCUGUGUGCUCAAAGUCACCUUGCCCCAAGCUCCUGGCAGGUUCCGCUGGGGGCUCAGCAAUCAUUAAUCGGAUUCUUCACAUUCUCAAGUGCUUGGCACAGAAAAAUGGGACAGUGGGUAACUGUGCUCUGGCAGUCCGACAUGCAGCUGACUGGCAAGCUGAUCCUUUCUGCCGCCUCUCUGCUCCUGCUGACUUUGGCAUACAGAUUUUACAAGUCCCGCUCAGCACCUGGAGGCAACAACCCAACAUCCGAUGCUUGCAGAGAGAAGGGGAGAAGGGAAAAUGCAGCUCCGGAUGGGCAGAAUGUGGAGGGUCUGCGGCACAGGUGGGUGUUUGGGGCACGGAGUGGCGGUGAUGCCCAAGCGAGCGUCCCAGAUCCAUGGCAAAAGAGAGAGAAAAUUCUGCCAGCGAGUGAGAAGGAAGACGGAGGGGAGGCAAAAUCUCACGGCAUAAGGGGUCUGAAUGAAAUGCUGAAUGGGAGCAAGGGUGGUGGAAAUGGACACAGUGUGCUUGUCCCACACAUUGCGCUUCCUAACCAGAUGGCAGGGGAUAGAGGCGCACAAAGCACCGAGCAGGAUUUGGCCAGAGGAAUCAUCAGCCAGGAGGGGAGCAGUGGCACAAUCCAGACCCUUAAUGUCACCUCGGAGCUGGGGGUAAAGAUAACAGCAAGCUAUAAGGAAGCAGAUACCUCCUACUCUUUUUCCUCGAUUGCAAAGAUCGAGGUGGAGGAGAGCUAUAUCGCUGAGAAGAAGACAAAGGAUGGAGACAGGCGGUUGUCUCCUGGCCUUAAAGGUAAAGUCUAUGACUACUAUGUCCAGUCCAUCUCCCAUUCAGUAUCUACAAAAAAGUCUCUUCCACCUGCCUCUAUGGGGACAGCCUUGCGCUGCAGCUCAGAGCAGGUAAGGGAAGAGUUGCAGUGCUUGGAGUGGGUCAACACAGAACAACAAAGAUUGGAGUGGCUCAGCGAAGAGCUGCAGAGAUCAGAGGGGGUCAACAAAAAGCUACAGAGCUUUGCCACUCCGCUCGCUGAGACUCACUCCCAAGAAACAACUGUGGCAUUGCAGGACCCUACCACCUCUCUUGUUGUCCCAUCAAAUGCGGAGAGCUUAGAGAAGAACCCCAAGCCCCCGGCUCCCACUCGCAGCAUCAGCCGUAAGAACAGUAUCCUCCAGAUUGCAGAGAACUCUCACCUCCAGCUGCCUAUGGAUGGGUUCUGCAUCACACCAGCCAGCGUGCCACCAGCAAGCCCUCAGCCAGAUCUGGUGGGCAAAGCCAACUUCUUCCAAACAUCACCCUCCUCCCUAGACACCCGUUUGGACCUGGGGAACUGCUACGAGGUCCUCUGUAGGGCCAAGGCAGAGAAGCUAGGCUUUCUUCAGGAGGCUGCCUACAAGGUCAUGAGUGACAACUACCUACAGGUGCUGAGGACGCCCUCCAUCUACUGCUGCCUCAACGCCAGUGAGCGGGAUCUCAUCCUUCAGCGCAGAAUGAAGGGGAAGAUGUGUGUUGUUGUGGCAGACAUCAGCACGCAUGAGCUGGGCCUCUAUGCUAGCCGACUCUGCUGCUAUGAUGACAGAGGGGACCGCUGGCAUCACCUUUGCCACAUGCCACCAGAGGUAGUCUCCCAGGGGUGUGCCAUGUGCAGCAUGUUCAACUACCUCUUUGUGGUAGCAGGCUGUGAAGGCUUGGGCCGCACACCUUCCAACCGUGUCUUCUGCUACAACCCGCUGACCGAUAUCUGGAGGGAGAUCUGCCCCUUGAACCAAGCACGUCCUCACUGCAAACUGGUGGCCUUGGAUGGUUACCUCUAUGCCAUCGGUGGAGAGUGCCUCUAUACAGUGGAGCGGUAUGACCCACGGUAUGACCGCUGGGUCUUCGUUGCUCCACUGCCUCAUGACACCUUUGCUGUAGCCCACAUGGCCACAGUGUGUGAUGGGGAGAUCUAUGUGACGGGGGGCACCUUGCGCUAUGUGCUGCUGCGCUACAUAGCCCGUGAGGACAUCUGGACAGUCAGCCCAGCUGGAGGCGGCAAGGACAGGACAGUGGAGAUGGUGAGCGUCAAUGGUUUUAUCUACCGCUUCGACCUCAAUUGCAACAUGGGUAUUGGCGUCUAUCGCUGUAGAGCCAAGGCCAAGUUGUGGUAUGAAUGUGCCACCCAUGCCAAAGCCUACCCAGCCUGCUUCCAGUGUGCCGUGGUGGGCAGCCUGGUGCAUUGCAUUGGUCGCCACUUCCACAUCCGUUUCUUGGCUGACCCCAUCUCACCGCGCUUUGGGACCAAGGAGCUGCAGCCUUUCCCUUCACCCCGGGGUAGCCUGAUCCCAGCUGUCCUGGUGCUGCCAUGGGCAGGGAUGGAGCAGACACGGGUCUGAAACACCAAUGAGAUUGUGAUAACCAGGUAACAGAAGUCACCAACCUUCACUUACAGCUUUCUAUUGGAUUAACGCUAUUGGGAUAAUGUCACAAUCAUUUACCUUCCACUGAUGGACCAAUGCCAUCCGGACGAGGCCACCACCUCAUCUUCCCAUUCCCUGUAAAUGGAAAAGAAGACAGACUGCACUUGAGCACACACAAAUGCAGCGCUGGGGACACACGAAAGAGCAAAGCUGGAGCUGGGUGGACUCGUUUGCCUACAGGUAUUUAAAUGCAGGUAUGCCUGCUUGAAUGCAAAUGAACUCAGGCUCCCAGCUACUCCAUAGAUUGCUGCUUUGCAGACAGCAGGUUUUUAAUACUGGCCCACAUGCCUAACAUAUGGGGGGGGGUUAGGGCAUAGAAAAACAUCAGUGAAGUUUGGUCUGUAAGAGGUAUCUCCAGAGCAUGUUCCCAUCAGUGUCAAGCUGUCAUUAAGCUUUCAUGUCACCCUAGAGUGGGAGACUGGGGACCAAAACGCACCAUCGAGGUAUCGCUCCUUCUAUUGCCUUGUUACCCAUUACCUUAUCCUCAGCGCAGAAUAAUAUAUAAAUCAAUAUUUAUACACGUGCAAUGUAAAUAAAUGCUAUAGAUUUAUAGACAGCUGGUCUUAAAUAAAAUUAAUGUGAACAUUUGGUAAAAUUAACCACAGGCUAGUGUUGCACAUCGUUUAAAGACUAAUGGGAACAAAGAGGCUGGUGUGCAGCAAUUAGCAAUACAAAACACACAAGCAUUGUCUCCAAGGAAGAGUCCAAAAGCAAAGCAGAGCUCUCACUGUGAGCAGCUGGUUUGGCACUGGGGCCCCUCAUCUCUUUUUCCUGGGAUUGUACUGUCCUCGCUCUGUUUACACCCUAAUGUCCUGCCAACAGCCCACUUUGGGUAAUUGCAUUUUCUUCCCCUAGCUUCUUGAGCAGCUAGAGAAAUGGAUUGUCAUCUGUCAUGUCCAUCGCUGCACACUGCUAUUGGUUCCUGUACCCAUAUCCUUGGUGAAGCACAAAGUGCAUUCAAAGUGCUUAGAGAUAAGGGAUGGCUCUGGGUGCCACACUGUAUGUCAAUAUUGUGUGGGAGAGUGUAGCUUCAUGUUUGUCCAGGGUGAAUUUUCUGGGUGUGAGCAGGGAAAUAUCCUUUGUUUGGUUUGUUUUUCUCCCAGUUAUUAUUGUCACUUCAUCUCAUUCUUUCUGCCAUCGCAGUGAAUAGGCCAAAUAGCACAAUUAGUGUACAUGAACAUUCAUGGGUUUUAUGGCCACGUGAUUUCAAAUAUUUUUAGACCUGGCACCGUAAGUCACUAGCUCAAAGCUCAAAGUCCACAGCCCCGCAGCACUUCUUCUCUCUGCAUGGCCUAAAGUAGAUUUCAGGUCCCUUCCAAUGCAAGUUGUUCCAGGAAAUGGCCUUGAAGAUCUUCCACCACAUUUGGUGGUAUCAGUGGGGACCUUCCUACCAAUGCUAGGAGACCUUGGGAGGAGGUAAAGCCAUGCUAAUUAAUCUUUGUUAAUUAGCAUUAAUUAUACACUUCUGCUGAUGGAGGAUGGCAAUGCAACUCUCCCAUGCUAGAAAAUGUAAUGGUCCUAGGGCUAACUUCAUCCUACCCCACCAAUGAUGUGCAAUAUCUCUCUGAUAUGAUGCCUUAUGGGUCAAAAAACUUUAUUAUUGUUAAGUUUCUAAUUAUUUGGUUACCUGGGCAGCCCUUCUCAGAGCAGCAAUCCCAAAACUUUGGGUGUUCGCAGGAAGGUGGGUGGGACGUAGGCAGCUAGACCCCUUUCAGCUGACAGCUCUUAUUUCAAGCUUUGUAGGGAUUCUGCCCUUCUCGUGGUGACUAUUUGCUUCUGCAUGAGGUUUCACCUGAGAUUUGACUCCUUGUUCUCAGGACCAUGCAGGCAAGGAUGAACACACUGCAAUAAUUAAGCCUUUUCUCAUUACUCAGCAUGAUGACCAUGAACAAUUAAUAGCAUCUCCCUUAACAGCCCAAGCAAGCAUCUGCUGUAAAUCAUUAGUGGAGACCGUUUUUCCCUUCUGUUUAAGCAGAAGCUGAAAUUUUUCUAGGAUCUUCUUCUGAUCCGCAGUAAUUUUAUUCCCCAUCAUAGCGCAAUCGCUUACCUUCGUCCAGCAACAGGCAGCAGGCGUGAAGGGGGUCUGCGUUUCUUCCAGGCCCAUGGCCUCAUGGAAGUUAGGCUAACUGUGGAUCCCCACGUGGAUGGACCCCCAGCAAGCUCCACAUAGUCCCCUUCACUCUUGCACCUUCCAGUAUUAACACAAUUCUCCUGGGGUGGCAUUCUGGAGAUUGAAGGUGCUGAGGAUGUCCUGUGUCAUUGUGGAGGCAAAGCAAAUUUCAAGCACAAAGCAUGCAGUGAUCCUACACUCAAGGGCAAAGUGAGUUUUGGCUGAGGUAGGGGAAAGCAGCACAGAGGAAAGGACAAAUGUAAGGCAAUACGCUAACCUGGAUGAUGUUUUUUCUUGUGACAUCGAGGCAUUAUUUUUGUAAGCGGAUUGGUGAGGAACCUUUUGUUAAUCCUUUCAGCACUUACCCCUCGCCUAUAGCACCAGCUCUUCUCAGCUCCCAAAAGAAGAGAUGAUCCCUAGGUGUAACUGCUCAAGCACACUGCUUUACGGACUCAACCAAACACAGCCCUUGCACUGAAAAUUUGGUAUUUUCUUCUAAUCAGGAAGCUCCAUUAUGCACCCCACCACAUUUACUCAGGCAAUUACAUAGUUUAAUGUACAUUGAUUCAGAUUUCUAAUUUUUACAUUUUUGAUUAUGGCAGAAAGCAGUGAAUGACGCAUUUCUUAUUUACCACACACUCUUUUUCCCUUUGCAAUAUGCCAGGCUGCAUCCAAAUGGAAAUUGGAAGUCAAUUAAAGAAGUACAAAACUAGCA